UAAAUUUUUUCCCUUUCAUAUCUUUUGCGUCACUUUAGUAAACAAACACAAUUUCUUUUCAUUUAAAGUUUAAUUUUUUGUUCCCAGCCAUGGCAGAUCUUAUUACUUCCGAAGACUCAAAUUCACCAGAAGAUCAGGCAGAGCUAAAGGAGGCUAGAAAUACUACUGCUAAGCUUUUUGAUACGAAAUUAUUUUCUGAUGUUACGUUUAUCGUAAAAGGCGUUGAAUUUCGUGCUCACAAAAAUAUUUUAUCGACACGAUAUGUCUAUUUUGAAAUACUGUUCAGCGAACGGCACGAGACAGAAAAAGAAGUUACAAUGCAUGGAAUUAAACCUGAAGUCUUCAAAAUCGUACUGGAAUUUAUUUACAAAGGCCAAUUGUCAGAUUGGAAGGAAAAAAUGGAAAAACAUGCCGAUGACUUGAUCAAAGCUGCUGAUAUGUACGGCAUUCAUGGAUUGCGAAAUAAGUGCGAAAAAUACAUCAUUCGUGCAGGAAAAAUUAACGUCCAUACUGCUUGUGAAUAUUUCAUAUUGGCUGAUACACGUAAUGCACCAAAACUGAAGGCAACAGCAUUGAAAUUUAUCUCGGAGAAUUUGGAAGGAGUGAAAAAGACCAGUGGAUACAUCGAGUUCAAACGUCACCGUACAUCCAUAACGGAUGUUGUCGAAAUGCUUUCGCCAUCAAAGCGUCUGAAAUUAUUGAAUUAAUGUGAAAUCUAUUCAACCAAACUGCUAGCUCCUACAUUUUUUCAACAAAAAUACCCAUAUUUCUUUAGUGAAAUGUCAUAAUUGGGAAGUUGUAUUGAAUGGUUUUCUUUUCUUUUCACAAAAAAAUAAAAAUAAAGUGUAAAACGUUGAUAGUACAAUAGAACAUAAA
This is a messenger RNA of Contarinia nasturtii (swede midge), 876 nucleotides long. RefSeq names its product BTB/POZ and MATH domain-containing protein 6-like. Gene Ontology annotation, biological process: regulation of proteolysis; proteasome-mediated ubiquitin-dependent protein catabolic process. NCBI's taxonomy places the organism in Eukaryota, Metazoa, Arthropoda, Insecta, Diptera, Cecidomyiidae. The record is from RefSeq and is a predicted model, not a curated record. The coding region runs from base 90 to 707 and encodes 205 amino acids. Gene Ontology annotation, cellular component: cytoplasm. The transcript is spliced from 3 exons. Gene Ontology annotation, molecular function: ubiquitin protein ligase binding.